Colletotrichum acutatum is the source of this 477-nucleotide messenger RNA. RefSeq lists its product as uncharacterized. The transcript has a single exon. The record is from RefSeq and is a predicted model, not a curated record. Lineage: Eukaryota; Fungi; Ascomycota; Sordariomycetes; Glomerellales; Glomerellaceae. Bases 1 to 477 code for a protein of 158 amino acids.
AUGACCCCCGCGCGACCACCUGAGCCUGUAUCGCUGGGAAAAUGCUCUCCAGACUGGAAAGAGUCCAAAGCUCGAGGCUGUGUCUACGACUUCAUGCUGUCCACAUGGAUGCAUCCCAGGUGCUUCAAUGAAGAGAUGCACGAGAAAUACUUGGGCUAUAUGAAGUGGAGGAACACGACGUAUUGGUACGAACGAGAACGUAUCAACGAGGUUCCGUUUGAUGUGGCUGCCAGUGGUGAACAUGGCGAAAUCUUUACAGACGGCACCAUCCACCACAUGCAUUGCAGCUAUGUCUGGGAUAGAAUCACAUAUGCGUCGCAUUUCAAGCCUCGAGUUCUGGACUCUCUUUGCCGAGACCCCAAGCAUGUUGAGCACUGCAUCUUGUAUAACGGUAUCCCGCAGUCUUGGGAGAUUGACUUGCCAAACAUAACUCGGGUGUACAAUGAGCCUCACGAGGUGGACUGUUUGGUUGGGUAA